GAUACUGUGGUUCAAUAUGUCGGACGUCCGUCAUUCAUUCAUUCAUUUGCCUUGCUAAAAAAGGUAUAGAAACGAGAAAUGUUGGCAAAUUAGCUGCUAUAGUACACGAGACGUUUGUGUGGAAAAUUGUUGAAGAUGGACGUUAGAUUGUGUUAAUAAGAUAUAUUAUGGCAUCUGGUACAUCUUUGGAGAGCAAUGGCAGCAAUGAAUCAAUAUCCCAUAAUUACGUGAGCGCCGAGCGCCACAACCCGUCGCAGCUGCCGACCAUCCCAAUACCGAUCGACUACGAAGCGCUCACGAACAACCAGUGCUAUGAGAAGCAGAACUACACGGUGAAGAGUCACGGCGCGCACGUGAUGAGCGGCCCCUACGAGCCGAUGCAAUACGACGUCAUACAGAAGCAGAGCAACGAGAGUCUCAAGCAGCAAUGCGAGAAGGCGCUGCACGACCUGAACCAGCUGCGGCGGCAGCACACGGAGACGUCGCGGAGGUGUGAACAUGUUAUGAAGGAGUUGGAGUACUUCCGCGGUCAGCACAGAGCAGCUAUGAAUCAACUGGAGGUGUCGGCGCAGGAGGCUAGCAGCCUCCGUGGCAAAUAUGGCGACCUACUCAACGACAACCAGAGGCUGGAGCGUGAGGUCCAGCAUCUGCAACAGAGCAGUAACCCUGAGGGCAGCUCCGAUGCUCUGGUGCAUACACUUAGGAAGUGCGAGUCACUCAAGGAGGAGCUCGACUGCUUCCAGAAAAGAUAUGAUGAUCUCAUAGAGAACCACAAUGCUACUUUGGAGAAAUUACAAAUAGUACAAGAGGAGAACAGCCGCCUGAAGACUCAGUGCCAUGAGUUAACACAGGAGAGAAAUGCUGUUGUGCGCGAGCGCAACGCUCUGAAGGCGCAGGUGGCGCACGCGGUGCGGCAGUGGGAGGGGGGCGCCCGCGACCGCGCCGACAUCAAGCGCCUCACCGACGAACGCAACGCCGCCAUGGCGGAGUACACGCUCAUCAUGAGCGAGAGGGACACAGUGCACAAGGAGAUGGAGAAGCUGUCUGAUGACCUGCAGAGCGCGCUGAAGCGAGUGGCCGCGCUCGAGGCGGCGCUGCAGGCCUCCAGGGAGCAGCAAAGGGCUACCGCUUUACAGGCGGAGAGUCUGCGUCGUGAGAUCGAGUCGGCGCUGGUGGACCGCGACCGCGCCAUCAAGGAGUGCACCGACCUCAAGACGCCGCAGAACCCGCCCACACUCGGGAAAUCUAGACAAGACAACUCGGCGUACCACCACUUGGGGCUAGCAAGUGGCGUGGGCAAUGACGGAUUUCUCAACGGACAACAUUCCAAUGAUCCAUCAUUGGAUAAGUUGCAAGGUUUAGUGGGCAUGGUAGUGGACGCGGUGGACAAAGAGCGAGUGGACAACUUGGAGCAGGCCAACCAGGAGCUGGAGCGGCUCAGGAAGCAGGUGGAGCGGCUGCAGGCGGAGCUGGCUGACGCGCAGAGGGAGGCAGAGGUAUCGAAGCGACGGAGAGACUGGGCGUUCUCCGAGAGAGACAAGCUGCUGCAGGAGCGAGAGAGUGUCAAGGCGUUGUGCAAUAGGCUUAGGAAGGAGCGUGAUCAAAUGGUGGGCGAGUUGGCGGAAGCGCGUCGACACGGCGGCAAGAAGUGCGACGGCAAGGACAAGCCCCGCGGCGACGACGCGGACCUCAGGCACCAGCGGGACCUCGCGCUCGACGCAGACAUGCAGGAUUACGAAUGGGAGAUCAUUGACGUGGAACUGAAUGGGCUGGGCAAAGACGGCGAGCUGGGUUUCGAGUUAGCUGGCGGUCGGGACGAUCCUUACUUUCCUAACGACAGCAGCAUAUAUGUCACUUCUGUGAAGAAAGGAUCCAUUGCUGAUGGAAAGAUCAAGGUGCUGGACCGCGUGUGGGAGGUGCUGGGCGGGCGCGCGUGGGGCUCGGGCGGCGCGGCGGCGGCGGCGCUGCGCGCGGGGCUGGCGCGCGAGGCCGCGGCGCCUGCGCUGCCCGCCGCGCUACCGGCCGCGCUGCGCCUGCAGCGGCCGCGCGCGCGCCGCCUGGCGCACCGCCUGCGCGACGCGCGCGGCCUUGCGCUCGCACACGGCAUCUUCGUGAGCAAAAUAGCGAGUGGUAGCGCUGUCGCCAAAGAGGGCAACAUUAUGGUCGGCGAUCGAGUUGUUAGUAUAAACAACAGAUCGCUAGAGGGCAGCAAGAGCGUGUCAGAGGCGAUGUCACUCCUGAACGAGUGUCACUACGAGUCGGUCACCCUCACCGUGCUGCGGCCGUUGUGUCCCACGUGCGAUAACCGAGAGAGACUGCUGCACGGCGCGGGGUUCGCGGAGAAGGCGGCGGGCGCGUGCGCGGAGGAGUGCGCGCAGUACCUGGCGCCCGACAACAAGGUACUCGACGACGAUAUCCACAUAGACCACGGCGUGCCAGACUUCGACAGGCGGUACGUGUACCACGUGGCAGCCGGCAGUCAGGGGAAGAUAGCGCAGGAGAGAGGCACCUGGGACAUGAUACGCGGCAAGAUCGAGGCGGUCACCGGCAGGAGCAAGUCCAAGGAUAAACAGAAUAAGGUGCCCGAAUCGGAUGCUAUCGCUGAGUUGGAUUCUGUUAUAGAUAGCUAUCAUGGCAAAACCAUAAAAGAAACGAGCAGCGUCCUAAAGCGUUCACGGAGAAAAAACAAAGAUUCCCAAAGUGACACCAAAAAUGGCGGCACAUGGCCCAAAGCGAGGGCAAAUUUUAUCCUAGAAGAGAACUCAACGGGCACCAUCGUGCAGCCCCGCUCGAGGAAGGAGAGACCCCCUUUAUCGAUACUCUUGAGUCCGCCCACGAAAUUACCGCCCGAGCCACAGCGUUCGAACACGAAUCGGAACUCGAACCCGAUACCUCUCGGCCACGCGCCGCUCACACAAGCUACAACUCCUGCAAGGCACUCGGUGUACAAAUCCAUAGAGUCGUCGCCAGCGAUUGAGCAUUUUCCGAAGCCAGCACCACUCGCCAUCCACAACCCUUUCGCGUCCCCGAACAGCAUGAACUUCGAGAAGAUUCGAACGUUAGAGAAGGACAAGAUGUCUAUAAGUGACUACUCCGAACACGACAUAACGCCGAACCGACUGAGUUUGGUGCUGAACCCGUCGGACGAUUCGUUGGACUAUCAACCAGUGAUACGAAAUCGGACGAAAAGUCCGCACUCUUUAGAUUUCAUGGUCAACAAGGGACCCAGCUCUCUAGAUUUCGUCACGCGGAAAUCACCAAGUUCCUUGGAGCAUUCUAUAAAAAACCAUCCCGGGAAGGAUAUACUCGACACGUAUUAUUCGACAAAAAAGUCGUCGUCUCCGAAGACGGUGAACAAGUACCCGUCGGACAGCGACAGCUUCGGCCCGGACAGUUUGAACAGUAACGCAAAUUUUCCCAUGACGGGGACGUUACCUUCCCAGUCGCGUCUCCAAUCACAGUAUUACAGAGGACCUUUCGUGAAUUCGAACCCGCAUACUUCAAGUCGGUACCCUCAUCUGGCGAGUCCGACUAACAUACCGCAAAGUCAGUCAGGCGAGAGCAUCGGCACGAGCUAUGAUAUGCAUUCGUUCACGUCUCAUACGCACAAUAUGUCCGAUAUACAGCCGGUGCCGCGGAUAAACCGAGCCGGCGACUACCACCAUACGUAUGAAGGCGGGACGUUUCCUAGAAAAAAAGAGAACCAGAGGUUUCGGAUCCCUUCCAACCCAAGUGUGACGUCGAAAAACUCAGCGGGCAAGCUGAGUACGGGCUCGAUCGAGAGGAGUUCCGAGAGGAACUCGCCGAUGCCGACAUUUCACGUGGAAGUGUUGAGUCCGGGCAGGGGGGCGAAGCAGAUGACUCACAAGGGCACCAGGAACUCGAUGCCCGAGUACUGCGGCUUGGGUUGGAACAAACCUUUACCUGGAGAGUUGAGACGAGUUCACAUUGACAAGAGUCAGCAGCCUUUAGGAAUACAGAUUUACUGUCCGCCGAGCAGUGGAGGCGUGUUUGUAUCCACCGUCAACGACAACUCGCUCGCGAGUCAAGUGGGAUUGCAAGUGGGGGAUCAGUUGCUGGAAGUGUGUGGGAUCAACAUGCGAUCAGCUACUUACACCUUGGCCGCGAGGGUGUUGCGACAAAUCGGCAACUCGAUAACAAUGUUAGUGCAAUACAGUCCGGAGAAAUACAAGGAUGAAAUCGAGGUCCCCGGGAGCUCGUCAUCGGGAGAGAGUUCUCACGAUGAAGAGGUCUCGUUGUCUGGUUCGCCUACGCCUAGGAAUUCUCCGGGACCCCAGCAGUCUCUGCGGAUGGAAGCGCCUUCAACAGAGGUGACAACGCUAAGACAGUCUCAAGCAAGUAAAGAACUGCCGAGGUUUUUGUUGAUUGAGAUGAGGAAUUGCUCCGACUUGGGGAUUAGUUUAGUUGGCGGGAACGCUGUGGGGAUCUUUGUCCAUAGUGUACAGAUCGACUCGCCGGCGUAUAAUGCUGGACUGAGGACUGGAGACCAGAUCUUGGAGUAUAACAACGUGGACCUUAGGCAUGCUACAGCUGAACAGGCUGCGUUGGAGUUAGCAAAGCCAGCGGACAAGGUAAGCGUCCUGGUUCGUCACGACCUGCAGCAGUACAACGAGAUCAAGGACAAGCCCGGCGACGCGUUCUACAUCCGCGCCGGCUUCGACCGCUGCGCUAAGAUCACCUCCAUCGGCAUGGACACCAUCGACGAGUAUUCUCUAUGGUUCCGGAAAGAUGAGGUUUUGUUCGUGGACAACACGCUGUUCAACGGCUCGCCGGGGCUGUGGCGCGCCUGGCAGCUCGACUGUAAGGGAAUGAAGAGGCACUUCGGCACCAUUCCUAGUAAAUUCAAAGUAGAAGAGAUCCUGCGCCGGUCGAUGGGCACGCUGGAGAGCGACGCGCACAGACGCGCCUCCACGACGGCGCGCCGCUCGUUCUUCCGCCGCAAGAAGCACCGCGACAGCAAGGAGCUCGCCUCCUUCUCCAACACCGAGCUCGGCUGCUGGAGCGACUCCGGCACGCUGGCCGACGACGUGCCGCUGCUGUCCUAUCAGAGGGUCGAGAGGUUGCACUACGGCACGCAGCGGCCGGUGGUGGUGCUGGGCCCGCUGUGGGAGUGCGUGUGCGCGCGCCUGGUGUCGGACUGGCCGCACGUGUUCGGCGCCGCGCGCGCCGGGCCCGAGCCGCGCGCGCGCCUCGACUGCGCGCACCUCGACUGCAUCCCGCUGCAGGCCGUGCGCGACCUCGCCGACAAGGGCAUCCACUGCAUUCUGGAACUUAGCGUGGCCAAAAUAGAGAAGCUCCACAAACAACAAAUAUACCCUAUAGUUUUGUUCAUCAAAUUCAAAUCAUUCAAGCAAAUUAAGGAAGUGAAGGACACGCGAUAUCCGGCGGACAAGGUGUCGGCCAAGGCCGCCAAGGAGAUGUAUGAACAUGGGCUCAAAGUAGAGAACGAGUAUAGGAAUUACAUAUCGGCUGAAAUACCGGCCGGCGUUAACAUAGCGUACAUGUGCACACAAAUCAAAGAGGCGGUAGAGGAGGAGCAGAACAAGACCCUGUGGUCCGUCACCUUCUGCACACACUGUAAGUACGACGACAAACACAUCUACAGCUCCGACGUGGACGUCCGGUACUACUCCGAUCCUGGACGCGAGAUAGACAAGAAGCCGAAGGUCAAGAAGAAGAAGGAAACCAAGACAGACUCCACAGACAGCGACCUCAAGUAUUACUCGGAACCAGACGCUAAGAACUACUUCGAAAUCGACUACGAGUUUCUCAAGGAGUUGCGUAAGAUAGCUAGAAAUAACUGUCCCAAGUGCAGACGCAAACGUUCGAGGAAAGAUAAAGAUAAGAAAACGAAGCCCACCAGAAGCUCUAGAAUGAAGGAGAACUACGUGUUUUGUAACGGUAGGUAUCACAGUGACAAGGAACACUGUCAGAGAUGCUGUCGCAUUUGCAACCGAUCAACUGACACUUUGGAUUCGAUCGAGGAUGACCAGUACUCCCUGAUAUCGAAGAGCUACAGUCAACCGACUACGUCACGGUCCAAAUCAACGCCCUCGAAGUACAGAGAACGCAAAAACUCAAUACAAUCGAACAAAUCGGUGUCGUUCCUCGAGUCAAGCAACGACGAGUCGAUAAAGGACGAGCCAAACUAUACAGCCAAGAGUUUCACGAACGAUUUGAAGAAGUUCCUGCUGCGGCCUUCGAACCCGCGGCUCAGCCUGCGCGACAAGUUCAUAACGAGCUUCAAACAGGAACUGGAGGCGACCAAGAAAUCACCUAAACUCAAAGCGAUUAAAGGUCUGUGGAAGUCGUACUGAUUAAGGAUGAGUUGGUUACAGGGGUAGAAAACGAAAUUUUUUACUGGCAACACUAUAUGGUGUUACAAUGUAAAAACAAUCAACUAUUUGGUAAUUUCUACUCUUUGUGAACCACUGAAAUAUUGUUCUGAUGUUUCAAAUUAUAUUAUAACCCGUUUUGUUCUUAUUCUAUUUUGGUGCUUUAUAGUUUGAAUGUUAUCUUUUUUUUGUAUGAAGAAAAAAAAACGUAAGUGUUCAGAAUUGGUCUAAAAAUACUAUGUAAUGUAAAAAUCUAGAUUUCGGUGCUAAUGAGCUGAAAGUUUUACAAUUUAUACAUUAUAUCAUCUAUAUUAUACAUCUCCUUUUACUUCUAGUAAUAUAUGUAUAUACGAUUUUACGUGCAAUAGUUUGUGAAAAUAUAAUAGCCUAAUGAUAUCGUGGUUUUUGUAGUGGACGUUUGAAAGCGGUCAGUCGCUGUCAAAUGUCACAUUGACAGCAAUCGAUUGUCUCUAUUAAUAAAUUGUCUGUUAUAAUAUGCAGAGAUACAGGGUACGAAUUGUGUUAUAAAAAACCAGCGGUGAAUUUCAGUAAUUCUAUUUAUUACACUCUAAAUUAAUUUAUAUUAACCAGCGUUUAUUUUCUUCUAUUUUUAUAUUUGAUUCUUAUACUUUACCCAUCUUUUUCUUCAUGUUAUCAGGAUCCGCAAUGAAGCUUAGAAAAUAUUGAAAUAUGUAUUUGAGGAGCAAAUAUUUAUACCUACACAUAUUUUUACCCUGUAUAACAAUAAAUAAAUAUAGUUAGUAGUUGGGGUGCCAAUAGCCUUUAUAGUGAUUAUAUAACGUUUUGAAUAUCAAACUUAUUACAUAAAUGUCAAAAUAUCUAUUAUUGACAUUAUACUAUGAACUUAAUUAUAUAUUAGAGAGUUAGGUGUAGAAAUUUAUUUCUGUCAAGAUUGUUUACAAUUUUUGAUGUAUGUAGUCAAGGGGUAGUAUUUUGAUCCUUCGAGCAGGAAAAAAAAUGAACUAAGGCGUUUGUCAUUAAAAAACGGGUUGCAAGUCGUGUUGUAUAUUAAAAACAUACUAACUAUCUGAUAUUGUGGAUAUAUUUUAUUCGCACAUAAGUCGACGAAAAAGUACAUAGAGUAUUUUAACGUGCACAAUACGUAAACAAUCUUGACAGAGUCACAUAGAGGACCCGUAGUAACGCAUGCGUCCCACGCACAUCCUGAUAUCAACCAUAGUCUCCUAGGAGUGCCGCCUUUUCGUAGAUAUUUUACACAUAUACAUCAGUAGGUAAAUAUAUAACGUGUUUUAUAUAGCAGUUUUAUAAUGCAUGGUAAUUUAGGGGGCCUUUGUUGGCGGUUUGCGAGUGUUGCCAACGUGAAGUAAAUAGAAAAGUAAUAUCAAACGUAUAUAGGCUGGCGAUAUUUCCGAUAUUAAUCGUACAGGUUAUAAUGCGUAAAGAGAACAGCUUUUGUAUUCCUAACAUGUAUCGGAAGUUAGUGUUUAGUCAAACCUGAUUGUCUCAAUGUUCGCGAAUUGUCGGUCAAAGGAACCAAAAAGUAGGGAAAAUAUAUUCAUCAACAUUAAAACGUCGAAUGGUUUUGGUUCGAAUUUUGCAUUACAACUAUUUUAUCAUUAAUUAGAUGAGUAAAGUCGGACUUUAAAAAAUGCAAAGGCAAGUCGAUCUUUUGGAUGUCCAAGUUCUGUUUGUACCACAUACCAGUCAAAGGUGGUAUAUAAAUUCAAUAGGACUAUUAUUGUCUACCAUCUCCCCUGUUAAAUAGAGUGGCGACAUAACAAGAUGACCGUAAUAUAAAUUCGUCUUGGAACCGUGUCACGGGAAAAUUAAGGGGUGAUAUGAAAAUUGGUACGGAACAGCUGUUUUAGGUUAUAAUAUCGGGAACCUACUAUAUAUUUUAACUAAGUUCAAAAGAUAUAUUUAUGUUUUAACAAACUGCGUCGGUCUGGGUUUACAAGCCAAAUAUCAUACAUUUAUCGACUUAGACGCUCAGUCUUGAGCCAUUCAUUAUGACCAAGUUGAUUGAUACAAUAAUAAUUUAUUACAUGAUGUGACCAUGUUAAAGUAGAUAUUUAAUAGUCAAACAGAAGCAGGACGUCACCUAAAGCUAUGGCCCGCGGAAUAAAGUUAAUAUUAUAAUUAAUAUUGGCUUAAAUUAUAUAUAAUUAUGAGAUACGAAUUAGAAAUGAUUUUAUAGUCGAUAAAGUUACAGUAAAAAUAUAGGCUGAGAUCUCUAAAUACUUAAAUUAACGUCCAAGUCAAAAAACAAAUGUGUGGCAUACGUUUGUCUUUUAAAAUCGAUAUUAUCGUCGUAAUUUUCAAAAUAAUAAAAUUUGUAAACACCAAAAUGAAAAUAGCAUGUUAUAAUUUUUAUAAAUUUUGAUUUGGACUUAGAUUUAAGUUGAAUUAGUUGAUCUUAGUCUUAAAUUGAUAAUGGAAUAGCGCAGUUAGCUCCCAGUUACGGUAGAUACGAAAUUUGAGACUGUAGUUGUAGAUUUAGUAUUUGAUCGCGUUUAUAGUUUGACUUAUCUCUUAAAAAAGGUACUAAAAAUUGAGAGAAUUUUCAACGUCAUAGAUUCAGUGCGUUGUUUUUGACGACUUUAUAUUUUGUACAUAACUUUGUUCGAGCACAGUAUAAGGUGCCUAAAUACAGUCGGUUUAAUUUUUAAAAUAUUAACCUGUUUUUACUUACCUUCUCUUUAAGGGGAUUUCUAAAUAUACAAAAUACAUUAAUUUCGCACCCCUUACAUAUUGUGAGCCGAUAUGGGUCUCCUAAACUAAGGGACGGUGGCUAAAGACCAGCAUUAACGUUUGGUAAGUAAAUUAUAUGUUUGUAUAUAUGUAUUUAAUGAUAUGUGAUGUAAUACUGAAAGCUAAUUUAAUUUUUUGCUAUGUCCUAAUAUUUAAAAUAUUACGAUAUGACUAAGCAAAUUGGAAACAUAGACUUUUUAGAAUUGUUUUAUUGUGUGUGCAGAAGUAGGUACUUUAUAGAUUUUUGUCGCAAAUAAUUUUAAUAUUUGCGUUGGUAACGCAACCACAAACAUUAAGCAAUAACAUAGAUACAGGCCUGUAUUCAGAUUAAAUGACUGGGGGGUCAAGUUCCCAGUAUUGUCCCAAUUCAUAUCGGAAAGAUUCUCUAUAAUGAAUACAUGUCUGUAUUUAUAUAUAAACAACGGUGAUAAUUAAACAAUAUCAUAAUAUAUUUAAUAAAUAGAUCCUAAGAGUCCUGUCAUACUGGAGGAUAAUUCUAAUUGUAAUUUAUAUUUAUAUGACUAAGGAAUAGGUAAUUAAUGAAUUCGAGAGAGAACUCUUUAAUCACAUAUCUUUGAAUUUUCCUGCACAUGUCAAAAGCAAUAUUUAUAGCAUUUACGACAGAUUUUUCUUAUUCCUUCAGUGUGGCCAGACUCUUAGUGCUAAGAUUUGUUUAAUCUUAAGUAAAUGACUACCUAUAUUUCACAAUUAAUAUUUUUAAAUUGUAGACGAAUAACGAGAGAAAUAAAGAAAAUAUAAAAUAAUGUUCGGGGCUGUCGAUGUUAAAGCAAUAUUCAAAAAAUUGAAAACAUUUUUUUUUGUCUAGUAAUUUAUUAUAAUAGUAAUAUUGACGUGUUAAAAUGUAUUUAUUAGAAUUUUAGCAUGAGUAGUUUCCAGUGAACUAAGUAUAAAUAUGCUUGAUGGUAUAUUACAGCAUUCACAUUUUGUGUGAACUUUUAAUCUAUAUACAUAAAUCCUAGCUUUUUGUAUUGAUUUAUUAGUAAAACUCGACAGCCUUAGUGUAAGCCGUGGGUUAAGUUGAAAAAAAAAGUAUAACACUGCUCCCGAUAUUGACAAGCGAUCUCAUUGAUAUUAACGUGUGAUGAGGCUUUUAUUAUUGAUUUUUAUAAAAGAAAAAAUAAACAGCACAUUCUUUAUUUAGGUUUUAAGGCAUUUUGUACAGAGAUUACUGUUUCAGCGCUGCAACGCUUUGCAUUUCAGUUAUUUUAGCUUUUUAUAGUGCUUUUUUUGAAUUAAUUUAGCGAAUUGAUAGUUUAAAAUUUUUCUCUUGCAGUUAUUGUGAGUUUUAAUGAAAAUAGGGUUUGUUAUGUCGUCACAACGACAUUUUUGGUAUAGAUGACGCCCAGUUGCGGCCUAGUGAGCGUUUGUUAUCGUUUGCGAAGCUAAUCUUGUUCCUAUUAUUAUUAUGAAAAGUUUGUCCAUAAAUCUGAUAUUUAAAAUACCACUUCAAAUGUAUUUUAUUCGGAGAAAUCUAUUUAUAUACAGAUCAUGCCAGUUUAGACCUUAGUCUUAGUGAUGAAAGGUUUAUAUUCAUUCGUAUUAUCCAUCUGUGUAGUUAGUUGUGAUGUUUCUGUCUACACUUUCCUGCGACAUAACCAGCCCGACCAUAGUGAAUAAAAGUUACCAUAAUAUUAUCGUUUAAAACUACAUUGCACAAAAGAACAGUUCAACGUGUUUUUUUAUUACUUUUAUUUUGCAAAUGAAAAAUUAGCUGUAGGUUACAAUGAUUUUGAUCUGAUGUUAUUAUUUAAGUUUGAAUUUUAACCGGUUGCUGAUAUCUUUACUAUACCACGCCGGGUGAGAGAGUGCAGGCGCGUACUCAGAAAUGGGUUGCGGGAGGCGUCUUCCCAAACAUUUUUUUUCAUUGUUUAGGUAAAAGUUUUAACACAUGUAACUUAUUUACUAAAAUCUUGAACCCCAGAAACAGCGUCUGCACUCUCGUACCCUCAUUACAUGAGUUAUUAUUUUCAUAGUAUAUAAAAUAGAUUGUAACAAAGAGUUUUAACACUUCAGUUAUUUUGUUUUUCACGCGUGCCUUUGUUUGGCCGUUUACGUUUUAUUGUAGGUAAAAUGUUAGGUGCAUAUUGUCUUCGAUUUCUGAGCCACAAAUUGUAUAUUUUAAACCGUCGGUGGAGUUCUAACAGUAUUUUCUAAUAAGUAUUUAAAUAUUAACAUACAAACUCGACUUGAAAAUUAGUACGAAAUCAUUAAUGAAUUAUGGUCAUUAAAUUAAUUUAUAACUAUAUAUUAAUUUAUCGACCUUAAUAAUUAUAUGAACAAAUAAAAAAAUGAUUUUUUUAAAUACAAUAUGUCUUUAUUGCAUUUUUCCACUUAUGUAAAGUUAGAAUUUCAUCAAAUUCUUUUUAACCUGUUGUAGUUUCUGUUUGCGUCGUAUGUUUUCAGACGAUUUCUUGUUAUCUUCAAGCCCUUUUUCUGAAGGAAAGGCUGAAGUAGGUAAAAUAGGUGUGCGAGGCAAAAUACCUUUAUGUCACAGUAAUAGAAAAGUCAUGGAAGUGUUGUUAAUUUGGUGCUCAUUAGGGACCUAAGUACGCCCCAUGUUUUAACUUGAGACUCUGUUGUAUUAAAGUAUAUCAUGAAUGCAUUUUUUUAAAUUGUUUAGUGAAGUCUGUUUUAAAUUUUCACAAAAUAUGCUUGAGCCGCCCGAUAGUCUCCAGUUAACAGUUAUCAAGCGUGAUCUUAUGGUUUUGUAUUUUCCAAGUAUUUGAAAUGAUUAGCGUAGGAAAAAGGACGUGAAGAUUUGUUUUAUUCUAAUAUAAAUAUAAUUGUAAAUUUAUAAUUAAUAUUAGAUAUGUUAUUCGAAGGAAAACGACAAUAAUAAAUCAGUAUUUAAAUUAUUAUUUUCCUUUCUUGUAAUAUUUGUUUUGGAGAAUAUAUUUAUGUGUUGAUGUUUGAUUAUUUUUCUGUAUAUGUAUAUGAUAUUAUAUUUGUUUUAAUUUUUAAGCGUCAUAUGUAUAACUUACGGCCAAAUAGGUACAGUAAGCCACCACGGAGUAAUGUAUCAACGAAUUGUUUAUAAUAUUAGAAUUUCGCAAAAUCACAUUGAAUUUUACAAUUUUUCGUCACGUGUGUGUAUGGAAAUGGACAUUAUAUGUUGUUAAGGAGGUAUAGGAAAUAACAGCGUUCCACACCGAGGGCUUUAAAGUAAUUCGAUAGACACACGUCACGAGAACUGAAAUGUUUAAUUUAAUGACUACAAUAUAGAAUGAAGCAAUAAAUGAAUAUACAAAAUGAUUAGA
Manduca sexta (tobacco hornworm) is the source of this 12367-nucleotide messenger RNA. It is a transcript of the gene Dlg5, whose product is annotated as disks large homolog 5. The transcript has 29 exons. The coding region runs from base 168 to 6338 and encodes 2056 amino acids. Gene Ontology annotation, molecular function: protein binding. Lineage: Eukaryota; Metazoa; Arthropoda; Insecta; Lepidoptera; Sphingidae. The record is from RefSeq and is a predicted model, not a curated record.